This is a messenger RNA of Moneuplotes crassus, 1342 nucleotides long. The record is from the annotation of a GenBank genome assembly. Lineage: Eukaryota; Ciliophora; Spirotrichea; Euplotida; Euplotidae.
UGAAACUGAAAUUUUUAUAUUAAUUUUAUUUCCACAAUCUCAUGAAGAACUUUUGAAGGAAAGGUCUGAACCGGAUGCUCGAUGAAAUAUACUCAUUUAUAAAUGUAGUAAACAUAUCUGCCGUGCUGAUGCAACUCUAUAUUGUUUACUCAACUCAGCUAACUGAACCCAUUGGGAGAGAAGGUCAAGGAACUUGUGCAUUUGACGGAUAUUUUGAAAAGGAAUUACAGGUUUGUCAGAAUAUUAUCGGGCAUGAUUCAGAUGAUGGAAGCUUACUAAUCGGAUACUCUGCAUGGCAAGAUAAACGCUUUGAUACUUUCCAUGCUAUAAUUGGAUUAGGAUUAACAGCAAUAUAUCUAUCAAUGACCAGAUUUAAUGUUUACUAUUGUGCAUGGAUAGAGACAGCUCCAGGAUUGUUACUUGGCAUUUUGUUCUAUUUUGCAAGAACUAGAGAUUUCUGACUUGUGAUUUUCAGAAUUUUCCAACAUGGAUUUUAUCUUUCUACUGAUAUUAUGAUGGCAAUCUUGAUCAUUAUCUAUGUCAUUGAUGGGCUCUUGUUUCAGCAUACUUUUGUUGGCGUGUGAUACUUUUAUUUGAGAAAAAUUAGAAUUGGGCGACCAUUAUUAGCUUCACUAAUCAUUACAUCAGUCAUUCUAAUGAACAUAUUUCAUAUAGUGAUUAGUAAGAAUUUUGAAUCAAUUUUAUCCUUGUUCGAAAAUAGCUUCUUUGCUAUUAUUGCUCAUAAUUCUUUACAUUUAUGUUUGCUUCUAUCUAGUAUUAAUUCAAGAAAGAGACUCGGGAGCACUCUAACCACUACAUCUUGCAUGUUUGAAUUAAUUUAUCUUACUCUGAUGUCUAUUGAUAUAAAUUUCAGUGUGAAUUAUUUCUACAUAUCUUCAAACCUCAAAAACACUUCUACUGCUCAAAUGAUAUAUGCUCUCUUCUUGAUCUCUCUGCACAUAUUCCUCAACUCAGCGUAUAUCUACCACCAAAUAUACCAUUGCAAGCAUUAUGAAUCCGAAUAUGCCCACGCACCCAUAACCCAAACACACAACUUCUCCAAAGACUUCACUCCAUUCCAAAUCCACAACUCCCAAACCCCCGACUGCAGCUACUGCCUAAACAACAUCACAGUCCCUCCUCUCGAAAGAGCCCUCCCUUCCUCCCUCGACACCUCCUUCCUUCCAAAGUACAGCCUCUCAAGCUCUACCACGUACAUAGAAUCUGACUGUCAUCACUUCUUCCACCCUGUGUGCUAUCUGAAACUGAAGAACACUACUGGUGAAUGAGUGAUUUGUGGCAAAAUGUUUGGAUAUAUUAUUACUUAGAAAUUACAUCGGGA